AUGAUUGUUCCCUGUGAAUUUGAGGAAUUUUGUGGAAAUGUAAGUAGGCGCGCUCCCGUCCCCGAGCAGCAGCAUCAGCAGCAGCAUGAGAGGAUGCGCGCUCCCGUCGCCGCCGAGAGCUCCUCGUUCGCCAUCCCGGCCAGGAGACCCAGCUCGUCACGGAAGUGUGUUGAUCCGCUGGUCGCUCCCCUGUAUGCCCACUCCUUCCUGGCCUCGUCCAGAUAUAACUUCAUAUACUCUGCUAACUUCGCCAAGCUCUAUGGCAGCAGUGGCUGGUCCCCCUCCCCCAUCGACAGGCAGCCGUGGCUGCAGAUCGAUCUGCCCUACCCCAGGAAGUUCCGCAUCACCGCCAUCUCCACCCAGGGCACCUUCAACUCCUACGACUGGGUCACCAAGUACAUGGUGCUGUUCGGGGACCGGCCUGACGCAUGGACCCCUUAUGUCAUGAAGGGCGGAAACAUGACAUUACCAGGGAACUGGAACUAUUAUCAAGUGAAGAGGAACGUGUUCCACUACCCCUUCACAGCCAAGCACGUACGGUUCCUUCCCAUGGGCUGGAACACGGAGAAUGGGGGCAAGAUCGGAGUACGGUUGGAGCUCUACGGCUGCGAAUAUGACUCAUAUGUCAUGCACAUGGAGGGUGACGACAUGGCGGCCUACACGUUCCCUUCCACGUUCCGCACGCUGCAGGACCACUUUGCGCUGAACUUCAAGACCCUGGAGAGGGACGGGGUGCUGCUCCACAGCGUGGGGGAGCAGGGGGACCUCAUCACUCUGGAGCUGAAAGGGGGCCGCCUCUACCUGCACAUGAGUCUCGGAAGCAGCACUGUGCACCAGACAGACGGCCUGACCACCAUGAGGGUGGGGAACCUGCUGGACACCCAGCACUGGCACUACGUCACCAUCAAACGCUACGCACGGCAGGUCAACUUCACACUGGACAGCCAGACCGAGACCACCGUCCUCAAUGGGGAGUUCAACUACCUGGACCUGCACUCUAAGUUGUAUGUUGGUGGGGUGAUCGAGAAGGACAUGCCCCAUCUGCCUGGUAGGCCAAACUUCCGAGGUUGCCUGGAGAAUGUCUUCUUCAAUGGGAUAAACCUCAUCAAAAUGACACGCUACCAGGAGCCAGAGAUCCAGCUGGCGAAGGGAAAGACUAAGAUGCACUACACCUGUCGUGACCUCCUGUGGAAGCCCAUGACCUUCAUCGGGCCCAACAACUACCUGCAGGUGCCCGGCUUCUACCGCAAGCACCGGCUGGCCGUCAGGUUCAAGUUCCGCACCUGGGACUACACGGGCCUGCUGAUGUUCACGCGCUUCGCAGACGACCUGGGCUCCCUGGAGCUGGGCCUGAGUGAGGGCCAGGUCAACAUCACUCUCUUCCAGCCAGGGAAGAAGAGGCUCCGGUUCGCUGCAGGCUACCGCCUGAACGAUGGCUACUGGCACUCUGUGGACCUGGCUGCCAAGGACAACCUGUUGUCGGUGACGAUAGACGAGGACGAGGGCUCGCCCCUGAAGAUCACCAACCCCUUCAUGGUGCGCACCGGAGACCGCUACUUCUUCGGGGGCUGUCCGAAGACCAAUAACACGGGCCGGUGCGUGACGAAGCUCAACACCUUCCACGGCUGCAUGCAGCAGAUCUUUAUAGACGACGAACCGGUGGACAUAGACAUCAUGCUACAGCGGAAAUGGGGACGCUACACUGAGCUACUGCUGGGGACCUGUGGCAUAACGGACAGGUGUACACCGAACCCAUGUGAGCACGAAGGACGAUGUAUCCAGUCUUGGAACGACUUCCUGUGUGUGUGUGAAAACACGGGAUACAAAGGAGAAGUGUGUCACACUUCGGUGUAUAGGGAGUCCUGUGAGGCGUAUCGACUCAAUGGGAAGUACUGGUCCGGAAACUACACCAUAGACCCAGACCUCAGCGGCCCACUGAAGCCCUUCAUGGUCUACUGCAAGAUGACACCGUUCAAAUCAUGGACGAUAAUAGAGCAUGAUCGAAUUGACUACACCAAGGUGUCGGGCUCGUCUAUAGACCAGCCGUACAUAGGUGAGGUCACCUACGUGAACGCCACCUGGGAUGAAGUCAGUGCGCUGGCCAACACGUCGCUGUACUGUGAACAGUGGAUCGACUUCUCAUGCUACAAGUCCCGCCUCCUCAACACACCCAAUGGAAGACCAUACAGCUUCUGGAUUGGUCGCAAUAACGAGAGCCACGAGUACUGGGGAGGGGCUUUCCCAGAGAGCGGGAAGUGUGGCUGUGCCAUCAACCACACCUGCACAGACCAGAAGUUCCAGUGCAAUUGCGAUGCAGACUAUCGUCAAUGGUACUCCGACAAGGGCUACCUGAUGUUCCGAGACCACCUGCCCGUCAGGAAGCUGGUUAUUGGGGACACCAACCGCACAGGCUCAGAGGCUCAGUACAGCCUCGGCCCGCUCCGUUGCCAUGGAGACCGAAGCAUCUGGAAUACGAUAGCCUUCACCAAGCCCACCUACAUCACUUUCCCCACGUUCAACCCCGGUCCCAGCGCUGACAUCACGUUCCACUUCAGAACGUACCGCUCCAGCGGAGUGUUUGUGGAGAACGCGGAUGACCACCAUCGGAACUUCCUUCGAGUGGAGCUCAACUCUACAAAUGAAGUGAUCUUUGUGUUCAUGGUGGGAGACGGCAUAAUGAACAUCUCCCAUCGUUCCCCGCGUCCUCUCAACGACAACGAGUGGCAUUACGUGGAGGCCGAGAUUAACGUCAAGAUGGCCAGGCUGAAGGUGGACUUUUACCCAGCAGCCAUCAGGAAGUUCCCAGGCCAGACCUUCGUCAGCAUGCAGUUCAGCCAGCCUCUGCUCGUAGGUGCUGCCAACCACACGCUGAGGCCGUUUCUGGGCUGUUUACGUGGGCUUCGUCUUAACGGCGUGCCGCUCGACCUGGAGGGAAAAGUUGACGAGGAGCAGGGGAUCCGGCGAAACUGCACGGGGUCUUGUCUGAACCCUCCCAUCCCCUGUCGUAAUGGCGGCCAAUGCAUCGACGGCUACGCCGAAUACUGGUGUGACUGCAACAACACAGCGUUCGAUGGCUUUUACUGCCAUAAGGAUAUCGGGGCCUACUUUGAGGCGGGCUCGUGGCUCCGCUACGACAUGCGUAAGGAGCCCAUCUCGGAGGACGCCUGGUGGGCGCACUACUGGAUCGACCCCCACUGGCACAACUACAGCCUGGGCUACAACGACACCACGGACGACAUCGAGUUCAGCUUCAGCACGGUGCAGAAGCCAGCUGUCCUCCUCUACAUCAGCUCCUUCUACAAGGACUACAUCGCCGUCCUGCUCAAGAGUGACGGGAGUCUGGCUCUGAGGUACCGGCUGGGCCUGGUGAAGUAUAAAUACCAGCUGACCUACCGCAACCUGGCUGAUGGAUACCCACACUUCAUCAACAUCACCAGACACAACAGAACUCUCCGCACACAGGUGGACUACAUGGAGCCCUGGUAUGAGGUGGUGGCUCUGGAGGUAGAUGCCAGGUUUGACUCCCCCAAAUCCAUGUUCCUCGGAAGAGUCAUGGAGGUGGGUGACAUAGACCCUGAGAUCGCCUGGCACAACAGUCCGGGGCUGCAAGGCUGCAUCUCUGGCGUGCGCUACAACAUCUUCUCGCCGCUGAAAACACUAUUCCGGCCCAACGUAACGAAUCCGCCGGUGGUAACGCACGGCUAUGUGGUGGAAUCCAAUUGCGGCGCCUUCACUCCUAUACACGGCUACGUCCCGUGGGAGGUGGAUCCCUGGUGGACUGGACUAUUCUUCUACUAUAUCCACGAUGACGUGACUCCACCUUGGAUGACCCUAAUCAUCGGCUCUGCGGCCAUCCUCCUGUUCCUCAUCCUGUACGGGCUCUACCUGUACCUGUACCGCUACAAGGGCAGCUACACCACCAACGAGCCCAAGCACCCGGAGUCCCCCAGCAGCUCGCGGCCCCUCACCGAGCCCCCCACCAAGGAGAAGGAGCUGCCCGACGUCCAGGAGGGCUAGCGUUAGCGAUAACUCUCACUCUGUCUCUCUGUCUGUCUGUCUGUCUCUCUCUCUCUCUCUGUCUCUCUCUCUCUCUUUCUCUCUCUCUCUAUCGUCC
This is a messenger RNA of Engraulis encrasicolus (European anchovy), 4114 nucleotides long. It is a transcript of the gene cntnap1, whose product is annotated as contactin associated protein 1. NCBI's taxonomy places the organism in Eukaryota, Metazoa, Chordata, Actinopteri, Clupeiformes, Engraulidae. The transcript is spliced from 25 exons. The record is from RefSeq and is a predicted model, not a curated record. Bases 1 to 4017 code for a protein of 1338 amino acids.